GAAAGCUAGAAAAGAGUCACUCCUCCAUUAAAGAUUCUUCCUUUCCCACUUCACCUUUAUCCAUCUGCUAACCCUUCUUCUUACUCUUCCAUCCCUCUUAUCUUUCUUAUGCUUAUUGGGAUUCUUGAUUCCACCCAAAAACAUCCAUCUUCAUCUGUUUGCACCUUCUCUUCUUCUUCAAUUACUUCACAUAUCAAUCAAUACAAGCAUAUCGUUUCCACAGGUUAUAUACGUAUCUUCCUUUUGUCAAUCGAUGCUGAGCUAAGCCUGUUAUAAAUUUCUUCAAGAAUCAUAUAUUUGGUUAGAGAAAAUGUCCGGUGGAGAUGUCAGAAAUGUAUCUCCAGGAGAAAUACAGAUGGUUCAAAAUCUCAUAGAGCAAUGUCUGCCAUAUUACAUGACUCAGAAGCAGGUCAUAGAUAUUCUCUAUGAGCAAGAGAAAGUCGAACCUAGCUUUACAGAGCUUGUUUGGCAGAAGCUUGAGGAACAAAAUCAAGAAUUCUUUAAGGGAUACCAUCUGAGGUUGAUGGUGAAAGAGCAAAUAGUGGAAUUUAAUAAGCUGCUUGAUAGACAAGCUGCACUGAUGCAUCAAUUGGGCCCAACUGGAGUCGGUUUCCAACCGAAGUCUAAUGGAUCUCAUAUGCCAGCAAUACAUCAGAACUCAGCAUGUUAUGCACCCGAAAAUAGUGGAAUUGCACUGAAGACAGAAAACAUGCAGCACCCUGUUACAGCCAAUUUCUCAAGAGGGUUCAACACUUGUGGACUGCCAAUACCCUCUGGGGAUAUGUCUGCUCAUUCCCGAAGAAUUGAUGUUCCACCAAAUAUGUUGUUGGCCCAGAACUCACAUGUUGGAAUGACACGAGGAACAAAUGGUGUUUCAGUGAAAACCGAAGCCAACUAUCUAGGGAAUUCAAGGUUUAUCUAUGGAGCAGAUGGCAACGUCCUGGAAACACGUCCCACAAUUGGUGAUCCAUCUGUUUCAUCUUUCAGUUGCUUGGAAUCUGACCCACAUCAGUUGAAUGGAACGCUCCUGAAUGACAGUUCUUUGUUCGGUCUUUUGGGUCCCAUGUCCCAAAACUUUGGACUGUCGGACUCAACCGCUGACUUCACCAAUAGUUCUGACAUGCUAGAAAGCUUCUCAAGGUCUGCCUUUCUAUCAUCCGAUAGAGACAAUUUCUUGGACUCUCAUAGUAGUACAGUAGAGCACCAAGGAGAAAAUAAGAGGUUGGACAUACCAGAAAACUUAGGUUUUGAAGAUUUUGGCAGCGACUCAUAGAACAACCGAUGGUGAAACUACUGUUGUAGGACAUAAGUCUUUGUAAAUAGCUUAUCAGAAUGGGAGGCAGGCUUUAAAGUGUUGUAGAUUGGUGUGUGCAAUGCAGAGGUAAUAAUUAGUUUUAGGAUGGGUGUUUACGAUGAUAGGCAUUAGGAAUGUGUUUGGGGGUUAAAAUAUAAAAUGAUUUCGAUAAAAAGUUACUGCAUUAAGAUGGAAUGCUGAUGAAUAUGAUCACUAAACCCCCGUGUUGGCUCGUCCUAGAAACAUGACAAAUUAUCAUUUUGGUCGAUGUGAAUUACAUUUGUAGAAGGUUUCUGUAUCUUGGUAUUUGUUUUCGGUUGUCUUUGAAUCUUCCGUUUGGGGCUUGAAGCAGUUUAGAUUUAGAACUUGUUAUGACAUAAAACUAGAUGUGGGUUUGGGAAAAAA
Cynara cardunculus var. scolymus (artichoke) is the source of this 1699-nucleotide messenger RNA. RefSeq lists its product as uncharacterized. The record is from RefSeq and is a predicted model, not a curated record. Lineage: Eukaryota; Viridiplantae; Streptophyta; Magnoliopsida; Asterales; Asteraceae. The transcript is spliced from 8 exons. Bases 311 to 1273 code for a protein of 320 amino acids.